AUGGAUUUAGCCUUCAUCGUCGCCGACUUCCAGCCAGAAUCGUACACCCUCGCCGACUUCCAGCCAGAAUCGUACACCCUCGCCGACUUCCAGCCAGAAUCGUACACCCUCGCCGGGCGCGCCUUGGAAGAAAUUGACACGGUCGAGAAGGACUACAUCUUGGCGAUUCUUAACGGAGACCAGCCAUACCCGACGAGCAAAUCCACUCUUGCCGACACCCGGGGCGUCAAAACGAGAGCGUUCUUCGAGAAGCUACAAAACCUCGACUUCGAAAUUACCCAGAAUCAAAGAAGGCUGCGCGUCAUCAUCCAUACCCAGCUACAGUCUCAGGCCAGGGCGCGGGAGUUACCUUCGGAAGGUGGCAACCAACUCUGUGCCCCGCACUCGACGGCCGUGCGUCAGCAAUGUGAGCGGAUACUCAAGAAGUGCAUCCCACAGCGAGCGUCGCUCAUCGUGAAAUACGUGAAUGAGAUGGACGCACUCACAUGGGUAGAGACGGAGCAAGACGAGUGGCAAUGGCAGUGGAACGGACCAUGGUUGCAGGAAUGGAGCGUGGCACGUCCGAACGACGAUGCGAACACGGCGAAAUAUGCCUAUCGCGAUUAUGUGCUGAAGCUGGUCCUUGAAGUCGUGAACAAUAUGCGCAAUUUUCUGGACGACCCAAGCAAUUUUGAUCCUAAAUGGCAAAGUCCGACGGACCUAGAGAGCCGGCUCGGCUACCGACGCAAGGGGUACCGGAAACUCAACACCCAUGUUUUACUUUGUCGUGUUUAUCAUGAGGUAGGAGCGGGCAAACCGUUGACGAUGCGUGAGCGUAGUGUUCGAAUCCCACAAGUGGGAUCUAUCUUCAUGACCUGGCGCGGAUUGUAG
Molecule: messenger RNA, 870 nt
Organism: Postia placenta MAD-698-R-SB12
Lineage: Eukaryota; Fungi; Basidiomycota; Agaricomycetes; Polyporales; Adustoporiaceae
Exons: 3
Coding region: 1-870 (289 amino acids)
Source: RefSeq, a predicted model, not a curated record